AUGGUAAGAUCCGUGGGCAAUGUUGUUCGAGUUGGUGUCGAUCAAAUCGUUCCGGCUGGUAUCCUUCUACUUUCUUCAACAUCUCUUGAAAGUACCUGUUAUUUGGAAACUGCUGCCAUCGAUGGUGAGACAAAUUUGAAACAAAAGAGUGUUCUUACUUGUUUUCUGAAUAUGGCCAAUCCAGAAGAAUCCAGUUUUGAAUUACAAUGCGAUAAACCAAAUGAUGAUAUUUAUCAAUUUCAUGGGCGUUUACUAUUAUCCACGACAACCACUGUCUAUCCAUGUGAUAAUAAUAAUCUUCUCUUACGGGGUUGUGUUCUUCGAAUAACAGAUUAUAUUGAUGGUACUUUAUGCUGUAUAGAAGAAGAGGUGAUGGGAUGA
This is a messenger RNA of Didymodactylos carnosus, 381 nucleotides long. The record is from the annotation of a GenBank genome assembly. NCBI's taxonomy places the organism in Eukaryota, Metazoa, Rotifera, Eurotatoria, Philodinida, Philodinidae.